Messenger RNA from Diachasma alloeum, 400 nucleotides. It is a transcript of the gene Burs, whose product is annotated as bursicon. Lineage: Eukaryota; Metazoa; Arthropoda; Insecta; Hymenoptera; Braconidae. The record is from RefSeq and is a predicted model, not a curated record. The transcript is spliced from 4 exons. Gene Ontology annotation, molecular function: BMP binding; receptor ligand activity. Bases 1 to 387 code for a protein of 128 amino acids. Gene Ontology annotation, biological process: animal organ morphogenesis.
AUGUAUCCGACGAACUGGGCAACAUUUCUUUACCUUGUCUUCAGUGUGCUCCAUUGGUGUUUGCAACGAGAAGUUGAGGCUUUGGUUGGAGUAGAUGAGUGCAAGAUGACGAAGAUGUUACACGUACUCAAAGCUAAUGGAUGCCUACCCAGACGAAUCCCGAGUUUCAUCUGCCAUGGACGUUGUAGUAGCUACAUACAGGUUUCUGGCUCCAGAAUGUGGCAAAUGGAGAGAAGCUGCAUGUGCUGUCAGGAGAGCGGCGAGCGCGAAGCAACUGUUUCUCUCUUCUGUCCCAAAGAAAAACGAAAGUUUCGAAAAUGGAUCAGGAACAGAGAUAAUAAGGGAGAUCUCUCACGGCAAUGUAAACGUUUCGACCAGAGAUUAUAGAGAAGAUGAGCAG